GCUGCCAUCCUAGCUUAUAAGGAGUAGUGACAGGGAGGGGGACUCUGGAAAGGCUGGGGAGUCGGGGACAGGAGAGAGAAGGCUACAGACCCAGAGGGAGGGAGGACAAGGAGUCGGAAGGAGGAGAGAGGAGGCACACAGACACAGAGCAAGGGCGGCCAGGAGGAGACCCUGGUGGGAGGAAGACACUCUGGAGAGAGAAGGGGCUGGGCAGAGAUGAAGUUCCAGGGGUCCCUGGCCUGCCUCCUGCUGGCCCUCUGCCUGGGCUGUGGGGAAGCUGGCCCCUUGCAGAGUGGAGGGGAAAACACUGCAGCAAAUGUUGGGGAGGCCAUUGGACAUGGCAUGGGAGACGCCCUGAGCCAAGGGGUUGGACAGGCCAUUGGCAAAGAGGCCGGAGGGGCAGCCGGCUCUGGAGUCAGUGAGACCCUUAGCCAAGGGACCAGAGAAGCAGUCAGCACUGGAGUCAGGCAGCUUCCCGGCUCUGGCGCAGCAGACGCUUUGGGCAAUAGGGUCGGGGAAGCAGCACACGCCCUGGGAAACACUGGGCGUGAAAUUAGCAGACAGGCUGAGGAUAUCAUUCGACAAGGAGCAGAUGCUGUCCACAGCUCCUGGCAGGGGGUGCCUAGCCACAACGGUGCUUGGGAAACUUCUGGAGGCCAUGGCAUCUUUGGCUCUCAAGGUGGCCUUGGAAGCCAGGGCCAGGGCAAUCCUGGAGGUCUUGGGACUCCAUGGGGCCAGGGAUACCCUGGAAGCUCAACAGGCAGCUUUGGAACCAACCCUCAGGGAGCCCCCUGGGUUCAAGGAGGCAACGGAGGGCCACCAAACUUUGGGACCAACACUCAGGGAGCUGUGGCCCAGCCUGGCUAUGGUUCAGUGAGAGGCGGCAACCCGAAUUCAGGGUGCACUAACCCCCCACCAUCUGGCUCGGGUGGAAGCUCCAGCAACUCUGGGGGAGGCAGCAGCUCAGAGUCGGGCAGCAGUGGCAGUGGCAGCAAUGGUGGCAACAGUGGUGGCAGCAACAAUGGUGGCAGCAGUGGCAGCAACAGUGGUGGCAGCAGUGGCAACGGCAGUGGCAGCAACAGUGGUGGCAGCAACAGUGGUAACAGUGGUGGCAGCAGAGGUGACAGCAGCAGCGAGUCCUCCUGGGGAUCCAGUUCCGGCUCCUCCUCCGGCAACCACGGUGGGAGCGGCGGAGGAAAUGGACGCACCCCCGGGUGUGAAAACCCAGAGAAUGAAGCUCGCGGGACCGGGGGAUCUGGGGCUCAGGACUACAGAGGACAGGGAGUUUCCAGCAACAUGAGGGAAAUAAGCAAAGAGGACAAUCGUGGCCUUGGAGGCUACCGAGACAAUUAUCAGGGGCAAGGGUCCAGCUGGGGUGGUGGAGGAGGUGAUGCUGUCGGUGGAGUCAAUACUGUGAACUCGGAGACGUCUCCCGGGCUGUUUAACUUCGACACUUUCUGGAAGAAUUUUAAAUCCAAGCUGGGUUUCAUUAACUGGGAUGCCAUAAACAAGAACCAAGUCCCCCCGCCCAGCACCCGGGCCCUCCUCUACUUCAGCCGACUCUGGGAGGAUUUCAAACACAACACUCCUUUCCUCAACUGGAAAGCAAUUACUGAGGGUGCAGACGCGACAUCACUGCAGAAGCGUUCAGGCGGUGCUGAUCAGAACUACAAUUAUAACCAGCAUGCCUAUCCCACUGGCUACGGUGGGCAGUACUCAGUCAAGACCCCUGCUAAGGGGGGAGUCCCGCCUUCUUCCUCAGCUUCCCGGGUACAACCUGGCCUGCUGCAGUGGCUGAAGUUUUGGUAGACAAUUUCUUCCAACCACUACCGAGGCCCCGAAAAGCACUGGUCAUCAGGGAACUCCUCCCCUUGGCCCCCAACCUGUGCCAGCCUUGGCUCGGCUGCUGCACCCCCACUUCCCAGGCUGGGGACCCGGCUUCUCUCUCCUCAUUUCCUACCAUUGCACGGUGGUGCUUCAGUGACCACCAGCCUCGUCGGAGACACCAGCCGCCUUCUCUACUUGCUCCAUUUUGUGAACUGAAGGCACUGUGACAGUUUUCCAGGAAGGAGGAGCUUCCUCCUUUUGAGUUUCUCUGCAGAAAUAAACAUGAAUCUUAUUUCCCUA
Molecule: messenger RNA, 2127 nt
Organism: Callithrix jacchus (white-tufted-ear marmoset)
Lineage: Eukaryota; Metazoa; Chordata; Mammalia; Primates; Cebidae
Gene: DMKN
Product: dermokine
Biological process (GO): cornified envelope assembly
Source: RefSeq, a predicted model, not a curated record